AUGCUGACAAAACCAUUGAUUGCCACUUUGUUGCUAAGAGCCGAAGAACAAGUUUUAGUACGACCAAACCAAUGGGGAUAUUUGUACAAUUUGAUCAAAAUUCAACGAGAAAAAGACUGGAAGGUACUUUAAGACAACAUUUAAGAUUAGCAGCAUAACGCCAAUUUUAGUUUAACGAAUUUUGGGUAACAAUGCGCAACUUUCACGUGUUUCGGCCAAACUAUCUGUACCUAGCACAACACGGCGAUGCGUUUGCUAUAAGAAAAUUAUUGGGAGGUAAGUUGACAAUCCGUAUUUUAUAAAAACAAAUAUAAUCAGUCGAUUCUAACGCUCUUUUUUAAUUUAUUGUAAGUUAUUAAUGGAACAAGUGUUUACAUAACCACCAAAUAUUACACUGCUAAUACAUAUGGAUUUAUGUUAGAACUACAAACUAAUCGAGUUAUUGAAGAAUUGGCCAAUAUUGUGUGCGAAAAUAAAAAUUGUUCUUUCAAUAGUAUUCUAAAUCAAGAUAACAUUAAUCUUUGUGUUAAAAAAGUAAGCUUUAAUAUAUGUUACAAACAGAAUUGUCAAUGUUGCAAUAUACGUAACCAAUUAUAACUAAAAUUAAAAACCUGAUGCAUAUUUAAAACGAGUUAUAUCGCAUAUUAUUUAAGGUAAACACAGUAUCUUCUACAAAAUCUUUUAAAAUGCCGUUACAGUCAGGGUCAGUGUUGCAUUGGAGAACGAUACAAAAAUUACAGAUACGCCUGCAUUAUGAUGAAGAUAAUAUAGGAAUUAAUUUUAUAUAUGAAAUUAGCGACAAUGUUUCAGCAAUUAAAAAUAUUAGCCAUAAGAAUGUUACAGUAACUGGGGAAAUCCAUUUGUCACCAAAAAUUAUAGUCGUGGACAAGGUUGAGAUGUACGUUUAUAUUUUUGCAUUGCCGAAAGAGGGUUAAUGUUAGAAUUAAAGCUUUAAAAAAUACAUUUUUAGGGUUUACCCAAAUGGAUACAACAAAUCGUGGCCUGGUAUAUGUGCUGGCAAUGGCUGA
Molecule: messenger RNA, 1028 nt
Organism: Bursaphelenchus okinawaensis
Lineage: Eukaryota; Metazoa; Nematoda; Chromadorea; Rhabditida; Aphelenchoididae
Source: the annotation of a GenBank genome assembly